This is a messenger RNA of Pezoporus occidentalis (night parrot), 770 nucleotides long. RefSeq names its product T-cell activation Rho GTPase-activating protein-like. The record is from RefSeq and is a predicted model, not a curated record. The transcript has 3 exons. Gene Ontology annotation, molecular function: GTPase activator activity. Gene Ontology annotation, biological process: signal transduction. The coding region runs from base 285 to 674 and encodes 129 amino acids. NCBI's taxonomy places the organism in Eukaryota, Metazoa, Chordata, Aves, Psittaciformes, Psittacidae.
CAGCUGCAUCGCUCCUCACCUUCUGCUCUUUUCCUCUUGCCAAGGGGACGACACUGGAUGACGGCAGCCCGGAGAAGGUGCUCCAGCGCCAGGCCAAGGUCAGGGUCCGUUGCAGUGCAGUCUCACCCAUCCCCACUUCUCACACACAGCCAGGGGCUGAUGCAGCUCUCCAGGGGCCCUUUCUGCUGUGGGGCUCCUUGGUGAGUGCAGCCCAUUUCUUGCAGGCUGGUGCCAAGUAGCUGCCAGGUCGUGUGCCAUCCGGCAUUGAAGGCAGACGUGGCCACAUGGAUGGUGGGACCCACAGGAGCAGGAGGAGGCUGCCCUGGCCAUUAGCACGGCCAGGGACCUUGGCUGCAGUAGGGGCACCAGGGCCAUUGGGCUCUGCUGGUGUAGGAGCUCUCUUUGUCCAGCCCCUGGCAGAUCUGUGCAGCCAGGAUGGCAUGCUGCCACAGCCCAUCCAGGACCUGCUGGCUCUGCUCAAUGAACAUGGCCCAUCCACGGAGGGGAUCUUCCAGCUGGCAGCCAGCCAGCACGCACCCCACGAGGUCAGGGAGGCCCUGGACAGUGGGGUGCCAGUGCAGCUGGAAAACCAGCCCGUGCUGCUGCUGGCUGUCCUCUUGAAGGUGAACCCUGCUGACCCAGAGCCCUGCAGCUCCUGGAUCUCUUGGUGCUGAUGGGCACCUGCGGGAGCACAAGCAGAAACCCAGCUGCCUGCUCAUGAGCCAGAGGGCUAGGGAUACUGCAAGUGCUCCUGGGUGCAGUGGCCAAAG